Messenger RNA from Solanum pennellii, 1049 nucleotides. Its product is annotated as DNA-directed RNA polymerase II subunit RPB7. Bases 96 to 629 code for a protein of 177 amino acids. The record is from RefSeq and is a predicted model, not a curated record. Lineage: Eukaryota; Viridiplantae; Streptophyta; Magnoliopsida; Solanales; Solanaceae. Gene Ontology annotation, biological process: DNA-templated transcription; transcription initiation at RNA polymerase II promoter; positive regulation of translational initiation. Gene Ontology annotation, molecular function: translation initiation factor binding; single-stranded RNA binding; single-stranded DNA binding. The transcript has 6 exons. Gene Ontology annotation, cellular component: P-body; RNA polymerase II, core complex.
GGCCCACUAUAUAUAAAUCUCUGUCCGUUGUUCAUAAGCUUCACUUGUUCAACUUGGAUCAACAAACGUAGCUUCUUCUUCUUCUUCCUCAAAUCAUGUUUUUCCACAUUGUAUUGGAGAGAAACAUGCAGCUUCAUCCUCGUCACUUUGGUCGUGAUCUUCGUGAAAAACUUGUGUCAAAACUAAUGAAAGAUGUAGAAGGAACUUGCAGUGGUCGACAUGGUUUUAUAGUGGCGAUUACUGGGAUUGAAAGUGUUGGAAAAGGAUUAAUUCGUGAUGGAACUGGUUUUGUUACUUUCCCAGUGAAGUAUCAAUGUGUUGUAUUUCGACCCUUUAAAGGCGAGAUUUUGGAAGCUGUUGUCACCAUGGUUAACAAGAUGGGAUUUUUUGCUGAAGCAGGGCCUGUGCAGAUUUUUGUCUCAAAUCACUUGAUACCUGAUGACAUGGAGUUUCAGUCGGGGGAUGUGCCAAAUUAUACAACUUCAGAUGGUUCGGUUAAAAUUCAGAAGGAAAGUGAAGUUAGAUUGAAGAUUAUCGGAACACGUGUUGAUGCCACAGAAAUUUUCUGUAUUGGUACGAUAAAGGAUGAUUUCCUGGGUGUGAUCAGUGACCCAGGCACAAAUGCUUGAUACGGACAAGACGUACUUGACCUUUGUAUAUAGAUGCUGCUGCUGUACCUUUUCAAGGAGAAGUGAUGUUUUCAUGGUUAAACUAUUGGGUAGAAGCUUCAUGUAGUUUCCUAUUGAGAAAUGGAUUCUUCACUGGCUCUGAUUAGAGAAAAUUGCCCAAUGUUGAUUUGUAUUCUUGGCCAGAUUUGUCUCUGCAGCUAGAUUCUAAGUUGAGGUUUUGUUUUAACUUAUGAUGUACUGUCAAUGGAAGUCCACAUAGGUAUUUAUGAGAUGUUCAUCACCAAUGUUGGAAAACUUAGAAGGUUAUAUUUCUGGUCAUGGGUUAAUUGAUGAUACAUUUCAACAGUGUUUUCCAUUAAAUGAAAUUUACUGCUAAUGGAUAACCAUUUGUUACCAAUGGAGAAUUUCUUGUCAUCUUCA